This is a messenger RNA of Harpegnathos saltator (Jerdon's jumping ant), 1712 nucleotides long. RefSeq names its product retinol dehydrogenase 14. The transcript is spliced from 5 exons. NCBI's taxonomy places the organism in Eukaryota, Metazoa, Arthropoda, Insecta, Hymenoptera, Formicidae. The record is from RefSeq and is a predicted model, not a curated record. Bases 330 to 1328 code for a protein of 332 amino acids.
AGUGAGCCGCUUUCGGCAUUAUAAGUUCAGCAAGUGAUUGUUAGAGACAGUUCUGCUGUACAGUGCGCGCAGUAAGCUUGUUUAAUUUUCUCAGAUGUUCUUCCGACACUUGAUCGAGUGUUCUGUGUGAAAUAGAGAUAUACGGAGCCUCUUGCGUUGAGAUCACAUUAACGAAAUUUUUGCGAAGAAAACCGGUUUGAUCGACUGACAUUGACGCGUCGGCGCGAUAACAUCGAUGUAAUUUCGAUGUAAUAGUCGAUAUUUAUCUACAAAUUGACGAGUUAACUUUAAAUUAGUUGGGAAUAAUUAGUUGGGAGACGACAAGUAACAUGAUAUUGUACGUCAUCUCUUGCACAAAGUUGCUUUGCUUAGCCGCGACUGUCGCGUUGGGAGGUGCGGUUCUGCUGUUGGUAGGUCUCUAUUUUUACAAUUGCUUCACCCGAGGAGUCUGUAAGAGCAAAAACCGGAUGGACGGAAAAACGGUAAUAAUUACUGGAUGCACUUCUGGAAUUGGCAAAGAGACCGCCAGGAACCUUGCCAAGAGAGGUGCGAAGGUCAUCAUGGCAUGUAGAAACACGGACAACGCUAAUCAGCUGAAAGAUGAAAUUGUGAAAGAAACGAGCAACAGCAAUAUCGUGGUUCACAAAUUGGAUCUGUCAUCGUUGCAAUCGAUCAGAGAGUUUGCACGGCAGAUCAAUCGAGAAGAGACCAGAUUAGACGUUUUGAUUCACAACGCUGGCACCGCAGAAACUUUCCAGAAGAAGCUCACGGAAGAUGGAUUAGAAAUGACUAUGGGCACCAACCACUUCGGGCCCUUUCUAUUGACUCAUCUCUUAAUCGACUUACUGAAACGAUCAAAACCGAGUCGUAUCGUGGUCGUCGCAUCAGAGCUCUAUCGGAUUGCGCGCUUAAAUCUCAACAACAUCAAUCCUACGUCAACUUUCCCAGCGUAUCUGUACUACGUGUCAAAAUACGCGAACAUAGUUUUCACGUUGGAACUGGCGCGACGGCUGGAAGGCACCGGAGUGACUGCGAACUGCCUGCAUCCCGGAAUGAUAGACAGCGGAAUCUGGCGAAAUGUGCCUGCCCCCUUAUCUUGGUUCCUGACUCUUAUAAUCAAAGCCUUCUUUAAGACACCCGAGCAAGGCGCACAAACGACUAUUCAUCUCGCUGUGUCCGAGGAACUAAACGGCGUCUCCGGAAAAUACUUCAUGGAUUGUGCCGAACAUAGAUUAUCGAACGGUGUGAAGGAGCCCUCCAAAGGCAAGAAACUGUGGGAGUUGAGCGAACCUUUAGUGAAGCUGCAACUAUCGGACCCGAAGAUUUAAGCGUCUUUAUACGUGUAUGUGUAUAUGUGUGUGCAUUUUUUUAGAAACUUUCAUAAUAUUCCUGUCUUCUCUCUUCACGUAGUGGUAGUUUUGUACUUAAAACUUUGACGUUACUUUCCUAAGUCGCCGAUGUUGUCUCAGUGAAAUGUAGAACUUGAAUUAGAGCCUAGUAAACUUGCGCAGAAGUUGUAUAACUUCAAACUCGAUUAUAGCUUGUUGUAAUGACAUUUUGUCUUCUUUCCUGCUUGGUACAUUUAUCAAAUAGUAUAAAAACUAAGUGAGUCAAGUAAUGAUGAGAAGUCACAUUCUUCUCAUUACGGGAAAUGGUAUUACGCAUAAAAAUACUUUGUAUAAAAAUCUCGAAUGAUAUAAAAAUACUUUGUA